Molecule: messenger RNA, 836 nt
Organism: Saprolegnia parasitica CBS 223.65
Lineage: Eukaryota; Oomycota; Saprolegniomycetes; Saprolegniales; Saprolegniaceae
Exons: 1
Coding region: 4-789 (261 amino acids)
Cellular component (GO): cytoskeleton
Molecular function (GO): actin filament binding
Source: RefSeq, a predicted model, not a curated record
UCGAUGGGCCGCAACGACCUCCCGCACCCCGUGAGCGACGAAGAGUGGGCGCUGCGCUGCGAGCUCGCGGCCGCGUACCGCCUCUUCCACAAGUUUGGCUGGGACGAAGUCAUUUACGGCCAUUUGACGUGCCGCGUGCCCAACGGCGCGGACGACGCCGACGUCGAGAACGCGCACUUCCUCAUCAACCCGCUCGGCCUCCGGUACGACGAGAUCUGCGCGAGCAACCUCGUGACGAUCGACAUCAAGGGCAACUACAUCAACCGCGGCUCGACGGGCUGGGACAUCAACCACGCCGGCUACGUCAUCCACUCGUGCAUUCACGAGUGCCGCCACGACAUGAAGUGCGUCAUGCACUGCCACACGAUCGAAGGCUCGGCGGUCUCGUCGAUGAAGUUUGGUCUGCUUCCCAUCUCGCAGCUGAGCCACGUUGCCAUGAGCGCCGGCGUCUCGUACCACGACUACGAAGGCCUCGCGGUCUCGGAAGGCGAGAAGCCGCGCCUCAAGGCCGAUUUGGGCCCAGACAACAAGCUCUUCAUUCUGCGCAACCACGGGCUCCUCACGGGCGGUGCAACGAUCGCCGAGGCUUUCUUCUGGAUGUACUACGCCGUUCAUGCAUGCAAGAUCCAGGUCGCCGCGCUCUCGGCGGGCAUCGAGAACGUCUCGUAUGCGUCCGAGGAGGUCGCCAACCAGUUCAAGGUCGGCCUCCAGACGUUUACCAAGACAGGCGUCGGCGCCGACAUGUUCAACGCGCUCAAGCGCGGUUUGCCCACGGACUAUGAAAACUAGUGCGCUUCUCCUCGCCAGUGCUGUAAUACAUCGUCUUUUCUCCUCUU